GAUAAGACGGGGACAUGAUUAGGGGACCCGGGGAAGGGAAAGGUAGUGAUUCGAUGGCUGGUUUGUUAUGGUCUCCAAAGAGCGCACGGAGCCUAGCCCCAUUCGUGGUACGGUCUUCGCUGGUGAAGGAAGUCUAAUCGCGCUCGCUACAUGGCUGACUGCAAAGCUCAACUCCAUCAGCAACGGCGACGACGUCUACGUCAUCGUUAGUCGCGGCUCCAACGGGACGGAUAGAAAGUUUCGCUAAUGUAUUAGGAUUGUGUGUUUAUGAAGACGGUAGCAGGAAAAAGGUGAAUGGAUAUCAGCGCGGAUUGUCGAGCAGCUGAUAACGUCGCAUGGGGUGAGGGAAAUUCAACAAUAGUGUGAACGGUGCCGGUGUGUGAAUGGAAAACUGUUGAACUAUAUCGGUGUAUAGCGUUCUAUAUAUGGGAGCGGUUUUGUGUAGUGACCCAUUUAAUACAGCAGAAAUAAAGUGCUUGUGCAAAAGAAGAAAAGUAGAACAGUUGCCGUGUACAGCAAGAAUUCAAAUUCAAAUUCGGGAAAAGUAAAGCCAUAUAGGAAGUGAUAUAGUUCAAGGAAAUAAACUGUGAUAAUCUAUAAGCAAACGUGCUCUACGAACCCCACAAAAAAAAAAAACGAUUCGGAAACAACUAACGGUUCUAGAAAAGGUUGCAAAGGUACCAACAUAGGUCGAAGUGGAAAAGUGAAAAGCCAUGCCAUCCAGUAACAAAGGCCAACUGUCUUGAAGUGGUAAAUAGAGUACCUUUACUUGCCUGUAAUCGCAAAUCAGUGUUCAGUGAUGUUUGGUGCGCACGUGUUGAAGCCAAGAAUCGGAGUAGACCGACAGCUCGGACAAAGGCACAAAAUUGUUUCACCUUGAGCCAGAAGGGAACGGUAAACAGUGCCACAAACGGCGCCGCAUAAAGAAGACAGUGUUCCAGUUCUGAGAAGCUUUCCAACGUCUGCGAGGGAUUGAUUCUUCGGUCCGUUACAUGGGACGGUAAUAUGGAUUUAAUAUCGCUUCCACCGUGCUCUCGACGAGUGGACACUGGCAAGAUGGGAAGCGGGGUUGCAGAGCACCAUCACCAGCUUACCAUCACGACCGGGACCAGUGCAACUGGUGGUCUCUCGCCCACAUCGACGACGAUAAAGAUCUCGACCACGUAUCUGAAGACACCCGUCAAGACGGAUCAAGAAAUCCUGGAGAACUCCAUGCUGGAAGAUGAUCCCAACUCUAACACAAUCCUCACCACAGGAACGGAGUGCUGUGCCAACGAUGGGGCGAACGGAAAAAGCCCCAAUGGAUGCGACAGCCUGGAAAAGCGACCACGAUGGGGACCACAGCACAAAGGGGCCCAGGAACUGGCUAAACUAUACAGCAGUGGUAAACGUACUCAGGAAAUCAUCUGUGUCUACAUCUGUAUUACGCUAAUAGUAUUGAAUCUGUUUCUCAUUAUGAAACACUUCCGCCUGGAACGGAUAAGCAAAGUGCUGGUGGCGGCUGUGUUCGGAAUUUUGACAGCCGAUUUUGGUUCUGGUCUCGUGCAUUGGGGAGCAGACACUUGGGGCUCGGUGGAACUGCCAAUACUGGGAAAAAAUUUCUUGCGACCAUUCCGAGAGCAUCAUAUCGACCCAACGUCAAUCACCCGGCAUGAUUUCAUCGAAACCAACGGGGACAAUUUCAUGGUGGCAGUGCCCAUUCUUGCCAAGUUGGCGUGGAAUUUUUUCACUCGAUCGAAUUCGGAAAUACAGCAAGAGUACGCACUAAGUGCAUAUUUAUUUUUGUGUUCCAUCUUCGUUGCAAUGACAAAUCAGAUUCACAAAUGGUCGCACACCUACUGGGGUCUCCCGAAAUGGGUUCUGUUUCUGCAAAAUCAUCACAUCAUUCUCCCGCGGCGACAUCAUCGCAUCCAUCACGUAGCGCCACACGAAACCUACUUUUGCAUCACCACGGGGUGGCUUAACUGGCCGCUGGAGAAGAUAAAUUUCUGGUCUACUUUGGAAGCCAUCAUAGAGGUCUGCACCGGGCACAAGCCACGAGCGGACGACAUGAAGUGGGCCCAGAAGCGAACAUGAUCGUCCGCCGGUUGUCUGAGGCUGAUACCAUCGCGCCACGUCUGUUUCCUAGUCAGGUGCGUUCGUUGGUGAACGAACGCCACUCACGUCACGUCGGUAUGCUAAGCUGGAUUGUUUUUAUUGCCCUUAUUCAUCCAUCACCAGGAGUUGUAGGAUCACAUUGCCAGUGUAGCGUGCGUCUAGUAGAGUGUGCACUAUUAUGCAAAUUUUAUACAAAUGAAAGCAAGGAGAAGCAUACGCAAACAGCCGUGAUGAUAGAACAACGAUAUUUUGAUAAAUUUUACCUGUAGAAUUCAUUCAAAAUCAGAGUAGAAGAAACGACCGUUGGACGAGGGGAGUGCUGUAGAUUUUUUUCAAGCACAAAUAGCAUUUUAGUAGCUUUAAAUCAAAUGGAUCUAAAACUUAAGCGGGGAAAUGUUCAUAUACAACGUAGUUGAAUGCGCUUGCGAUGCGAAUGGAAAUGUGCGUGCAAGCUUAUUUUUGCCUUAAUCGUGGACCUAGAGAUUAACAUAUAUGAUAGAAAAGCUGAACGCAGAUGUGCAAAAACACAAAAAGUACAUUCCCCAUGAAUACAACUCCCAUCGUGUUAGGUUAGGUAGGUCGUUGUUGAACUGUGAGAACGUGAGGUUAUUUAGUAUUAUUUGUUUUAGCAAAAAACUUUACAGUAGCACAUUAAUGCUUGUUAGAAGAUCUCAACAAAUGCCACAGUUUGGGAUAUUUUUAAUACGAUCAUGAAAUGAAAAACGUAGGCGCAAUUAGAAUUAAGUAGUGCCGUCAAAUGGGGUGACUUGCAACGAUUUUCACUUUUAAAGUAAUUGUAUUAUAAAUUAAGCAGCCGAAGAAGAUAAGUACUCCACCCCAUAUCCUAAUGGGGACGCCUAGAAUGCGUCAUGCAUCUAACUUCAUCCAAAUAAAUAGCAAUUGAAUUGAUUCGGGAGAACGAACUUCAACAUACAACUUCACCGACUUUACGACAAGCUUAACA
Molecule: messenger RNA, 3061 nt
Organism: Armigeres subalbatus
Lineage: Eukaryota; Metazoa; Arthropoda; Insecta; Diptera; Culicidae
Gene: Kua
Product: plasmanylethanolamine desaturase 1
Exons: 7
Coding region: 1006-2076 (356 amino acids)
Molecular function (GO): oxidoreductase activity
Source: RefSeq, a predicted model, not a curated record